GGAAGUUUACAUUUUUUUGCCACUGUGUGCAGGAUGGGAAGCUUAGCCGCUGUUCUUUAAAAGUGCACCAUGGGUAACACAGAGAGUGUGGUGGUGCAGAAGCGACUGGCCCGAUUUCGCCCUGAUGAGCGGCCUGUGGUGGAGGGGGUCUUCGACAGGCUCCAGGGCAGUGCUGGGGGCCCUUCUGGAGCCCCAGGGAAGACUGUAACUCUUGAGAUGCUGCAGUCCUCUAUGGGCAGCCUGGCACCAGACUCCAUGGUGACGAGGGUCUAUCAGUGCAUGUGUAGUAUUGACCCUGGAUUGGAAGGACCUGCAGCUUCUGGGAAGACCUGCACCUCUGCUGCUUCUGGAGUAGGUAGAGAGCAAUUGAUCAUCUUUCUAGCAGACACCCUAAGAGGGACUGCAGAAGAACGGGCUCCACUCGUCAUGGCCAUGUCUCAGCAUGGAGCAGUUGUUGUCAUGUGUGAGCAGGUAGCGGAGUUCCUCCAGGACCUGAUUUCUACUGUAAUUCAGAUUCUGAUCCACAGAGGGCGCCUGCAGGCCUGGAAGCCAGAGAGAAUGGGUGAUGGCUCCCUGGGUGUCAAACUCCUGGCAGAGCAGAUGUGUUCAGAACUCAAACCCUCAGAUCAGGGAGGUUGUGAUGUUUCCUGUCUAGAAGACUGGAUCUUCAGGAACUCCCAGGUUUCUUUGUACCUGGAGAUGCUGGUAGCUGAGGGCCUAAACGUGUCACUGAGUGGCCGUCCAGCCCCGACCCUGCUGCCCCCCUGCCGGGAGACGCCCUGGAAGGAUCUGAGGUGUCUGCUGGACAUUCCCACUCUAAUGUUUCUGGCACCACAGUUGCCAGACAGCUACAGCGCCCCCUGGAGACUAGUAUUUUCUACACGGCUGCAUGGGGAGAGCUUCACCAGGAUGGUGACCGGCCUGUCGAAGUGUGGACCCACCCUGCUGCUUAUCAGAGACACAAAGGGGCAUGUUUUUGGGGGCUUCGCUUCCCACGCCUGGGAAGUCAAACCUCAGUUUCAGGGUGACUCCAGAUGCUUCCUGUUCACUGUGUCCCCCAGACUGAGGGUUUAUACAGCAACAGGAUACAAUGGACACUUCAUGUACCUCAACCAGAACCAGCAGACCAUGCCCAAUGGACUGGGUAUGGGCGGUCAGCACGGCUACUUCGGCCUGUGGCUGGACAGUGAUUUUGGUCAUGGUCAUAGUCGUGCACGGCCCAAAUGCACCACCUAUGGCAGCCCUCAGCUCUCUGGAGAGGAGGACUUCACCCUGGACUCAAUGGAAGUGUGGGCGGUUGGAAAACCCCCAGAACCAGAGGAGGGUGAAGAAGGAGUGGGCAAGAAGAGCAUCCUGGAUGCUGAUCUGGAGGUCCAGGCCAUGAUGGAGAUGACAGGGAAGACUCUCCACAGUCAGGGCCUCAGGGAGCCAGAGGAAGACCAGGAUGAGUGAGGGGUAGCAGGGAGAUCCAUCAAAAGAAUCUUAACAUAUUGAGACUGUUGGUCCGCCUGGUCCUGACACAAGUUGGGGUUUAAUCAUCUCUGUAUACAAUAUAGUGAUAUAAAAUUUCUCUUACCCUGCCUUUCAUUCAGCUCGGACCCUUUGACAUGCAAAAUACAGCUUCUUUUAAUGACACACAAUGCUAAAGUCGUUCUUAUAAUCCUAUUAGGCCUAUUAAAGAUGGCUUUGGCUAUGGAAUAUGCCACCACAACAUAAACAAGGACUAGACACUAGAUCUAAAGGCAGCUUAAAAGUGGUCUGUAAAGUCUCAUGUAGCCCAUUUACACACAACUGAAAGCUACCAGUGUGCUGAAAUUAUCCUCAAAGUCUGGGUUCAAAGGAGGUAAGAAUCCCCUGAGCACAUUUUAAGUAUGCUUCAGUAUUUAAAAAAUCUUUAGGUUCAAGAAACAAAAACUGAUAUACAGUCAUGGAAAAAAAAUAUAUUAGAGCGCCCUUUCUUUUUCUUCAAUUUCUUGUUCAUUUUAAUGCCUGGUUCAACUAAAGGUACAUUUUACGUGGUGUCCUUGUUAAUGCUUUUGGUUAUUAUCAAGAAAACCAUAGAAAAAAAAUCUAGAUAUCAGCUCUUAAAUUAAACUCUUAUGAGCUAUUUUGGUUGUUAUCGUUAUAAUUUUUCCAAACAAAUGUACCUUUAGUUGUACCAGGCAAGAAAAUAAAGAAAGGGUGUUCUAAUCAUUUUUUCCAUGACUGUAUGCCUGUUAGUCAGUCUCUAUGUAGGUGGUUCACCUUCUGAGCCACUAUAUGUUUAUGUCAACUUGUGACUAAUGACAUGAUCCUUUAUAAGUGGUUUAACUAUCUGAGAAGCUUAGGAGUUAUUCAGGGAAUUUCAUGACAACAAGAGGAGAGAUUAACAGUUUAUUUAAAUACCACGAUUCAAAAUACUUUGCCUCUUCUCAUACUAACAGCUAUGGAUAUGUUUCAUGAAUCAUGAUUUUGUAUUAUGUAUUUUGUGUUCAAGGUCUAUUGCUGGACCACCAACAUGAUGACUGAGGCAUUAGAUGAGAGGCUGGACUGAUUAGCAUAUUGUGGUAUUUUCUGGGGGCAAAUCUACAGCAUGGAGAAAAAUGUCUGUAAAUUGUAUUAUUAUAUCAUUAUUAUAGACCUGUAUUGUCCAUGGAACUACAUCCAAAUCAACAGGUGUGUGGUAAAGCAUGAGAUGAACAAAGUCUCAUACAGUGUAGAAGUGAUUCACUAUAGCAUCAUAUUUUGACAGUUUAGCUGCUUUUUGGCUGAUUAACCCUCCUGUUAUGUUUGUUUCUCAGGAACAGCUAUAAUAUUCAUGGGUCAGUUUGACCAGGGGCAUGUUAAAAAGUUCAAAAGUUUCAGAAACUAAAAAAUCACAAUAAACAUUGUUUAUUCAUGUGAAAACUUUUUUAUGAACAUUGGAAAGACCUACAUAUAAAGUAAAAUGGUUUUACUUGACAUUGAUUUUUAAAAUUUUAUUUUACAUUUAAAAUGUUUAUCUUUUUAUGAAAAAAUACUUUUAACUAUUAUUUUUUAGAUUUUAAAACUUUGAAAUGGGUCAAUUUGACCUGUAAGAUAACAGGAGGGUUAAAAGUACCGUAAAAUAUCACAGAAAACCCCAGUAAAAGAGGAGUUCGGGGCUUGAAAUGUACUAAAUAUGUUCCUGUAGCACAGUAAUAGGACAAAUGAACACUAAGUAAUUGGAACCACAAUUAUCUGGUUAUUUUGUACAAUUGUGCAGCACUGAAGCUUAUUGCUGCAAUCGUUUUAAUUGUCAUGGAUUCGCGUUGGACGUGUGUGUGUGUUUGUGUGUGUGUGUGUGUGUGUGUGUGUUUGUGUGUGUGUGCGUAUGGUGAAAACUUUAUUACAGUGUUGCUUGUAUUAAAGUUCGAGUGGGCCUGGAGGAUGCAACUACUUUCACUUGUGUUUCUCAGUUGCUUAGUUUGUGUGUCUUUUAUUUGAUCAUGUCUGACUUUGCCAGACAGGCUGCACAAUGUUGGCAUCAACAUAAAUGAGAUAGAUCUUCACUCUACUAAUACAAACACCAGGCCAGAGACUGAAAGGCAACUCUGUAUUCAUCCCCCUCCUCCUCUUCUGUUCUGCCACCAUGCAAAUUACUGAGGCAAGUUACAAAUGCAAAUCUCUUAUAUAAUCUUACAGUAAUUCACACAGUGGCAUGGUCUGCAAGGUUCCAUAAAGAAUGUUUAUACUUGUCUUUAUAUUUGUGUAUUAAAAUGAUUUUAUUAUUUAAUUCCCAGAUAUGUGAAUAUACUUUGAGCUCAGGUUAACCUCAGUAGAUACUCUUCAUUACAUUUAUGUUACCCCAGCUAGAUAAAAUGCUGUUUAUAACAAGUACAUAUAGCGUAUGGAUGGUCACCCUCUAUCUGUUAUUAUGCUAAUAAAUCAAUAAAUAAAUCAAACUUUA
Centropristis striata (black sea bass) is the source of this 3907-nucleotide messenger RNA. RefSeq names its product MTOR associated protein, eak-7 homolog (gene meak7). Bases 70 to 1452 code for a protein of 460 amino acids. The record is from RefSeq and is a predicted model, not a curated record. Gene Ontology annotation, biological process: TOR signaling. Lineage: Eukaryota; Metazoa; Chordata; Actinopteri; Perciformes; Serranidae. The transcript has 9 exons.